Molecule: messenger RNA, 891 nt
Organism: Callorhinchus milii (elephant shark)
Lineage: Eukaryota; Metazoa; Chordata; Chondrichthyes; Chimaeriformes; Callorhinchidae
Product: C-type natriuretic peptide prohormone-like
Exons: 3
Coding region: 153-572 (139 amino acids)
Cellular component (GO): extracellular region
Molecular function (GO): hormone receptor binding; hormone activity
Source: RefSeq, a predicted model, not a curated record
AAGUGACAGAUGGAGAGAAGGGGAAUGAAUGAUGGGAUCACUGAGAGUGACGUGACGUCAGUGUGAGUGGAGAUAAAAGUCUUGGAGUGAGAGGUACAGAACCAGAGGACGAGGGCGACAGAUCCAUUGCCAACCAAGAGGUUCAAGAGAAGAUGAACGCACACGUCAGCUUCCCCUGUGGUCUCAUGCUUCUCCUCCUGAUCCAGGUCCAAGUCCAGGCGAGACCCAGAACAGGUGUGGACAGUCUCCAGAUCUUAUCCAGGCUCCUGGAAGAUGAAUACGGUCCCUACUUGUCCUCAGAAGAUUCGGACAUGGAGGCGGAGGAGGCAUCCCGGGCUGGAACUCUGCGUGAUCUGAACCUCGAUCAAGCCGACAUGGACCUUCUGUGGGACCGCGAUGCCAGAGACAUCGGGGGUAGAUCCUUCCAGCAUGACGGGCUCCUGCUCCGUCUCCUUAAAGAUCUCACUAUCAGCCCCCUACGAUUUAACGGCAGAAGCAAAAAGGGACCAUCAAGGGGCUGCUUUGGAGUAAAACUGGAUCGAAUCGGGGCCAUGAGUGGCCUGGGCUGCUAAUGAUUUCCUUUACGGGCUGACACCGAGCUGCAGCCAACUCUCUCCUCCACAUCCAAGUCACUGCAGCUUCAACCUCUUCCUCUUUUGCCCCACAAACUCCAACUGAUGUUGAGUAGAAUCCUGCUAUAGACUGUUUACGAGCUCUAUUCUCGGAUUAAAUGCUUAAUGUAUAUACAAGUGUCAGUUUAAAUACUAUUUAAAUCUAUUUAUAUUAAUUUAAACAUACUGUAUUUAUUUGUACUGUCAUUUCUGUUGCUGUGAGAAAUGACGAUCAGUCACUUCCUAUGAGUUCUGGUGCAAAAUAAAAUGAAAAACCUCA